AUGUCUUUACCCGACACUGAUGUGGAAUUUCGCCGCGACUUAUCUCCAGAUCUGGGAAACACCAUGCGCCCAUCUGACCUAGACUUUGUGACUUACAACAGGGACCACGAGAUCCGCGAUAUAUUGAAUGAUCCUAUCUUGGAACGAACAGUCAUUCUGCUUGAUAAAUAUCAAGCUAUUAUUGACGGAAACAUGAGUCUUGUUCGGCACAGGAACCGAGACCCCUGGGCGCUCGUUGGUAAUACCUUCGAAGAGAAUCUACGGAAGGAAUUUCGCAACCGUGGCCCAAGUCUAGUGGCAGGUGAAAGCGGGGAGAACAGUCCCAUCCCGUCCUUGAACUGGGUGAAUGUUAUUCGAGAGACAGAGGACAAGGAUAUGAUCCUUCAAGAUGAUGGCUCCUAUCACUACAGCUUUCGAGGGCAACUCAUUCGUUUAUCUGAGCAUGAAAGGGGGUACAUCAUUCAUGUCCGCAAGCUCCUUGAACCUUGGCCUCAUCCAGAAGAUAUGAAGAAAGAGAAUGAGGCCAUUCAAGCCGUGAUCAGAGAGCUGAGGGACUAUGAAAACGCAUUGAUGGCUGUCAUUAAACAGAAGAAAGACCUUGUUACGAGACUGAACGAGCGUCGCAGUAUGAUACAUCGCUACUUAACAACUUUGUCAAGACCAUCUCCCGUGUCCAGAACUAGGAAUUCUCCUUCGAUACCCCGGCAAACCUCUCCCGUGAACUCCAUAAUUCAUGAUACGAGAGGUGAUAUCGACUAUGCCAUCUCUAGUGAUGACUCUUCGAGCACAGAUCAGAGUGCGGAUGAGGACAUGGAAAUGCAGGACGUCCAUCAUGACAGGCCCGAAGAGCGCAGGACGGAUGGUUUACCAGAAUUCCCACCAACUACGCAGCAGAUAGAGGAAACCCGAGAGACAGAGAUAAUUCUCCUCGAUGAGCCCGGAACUGCCAGUAGCACACAGGGAAUGGGCUGGUCAAUAGAGGAAUUGCUGGAGAGCGCCGCUGCAAUCUAUGGGAGUGAUGCAACGGCGAGCAGCACCAAUAAGCAGAAUACCCCGAGACGAAAGCGGCACCCACGAAAACUGAAAACAGAGGAGGAAAUAAGAAACGGAUACAAGUUCGUCACGGAAAGAAAAGAUUCCAAAGUUCCUUGGGAUCAUAUCAUUCUAGAAUACAACGCUACAUUUGGGGUGGAUCGCACUAAAGAGAGCUUGAAGUCAAUGUUUGAGCGUUGGAAGUUAGAGAAUGGAGCCAAAAGACGAUCGUCUGCAUCUCGUCGCGGGGGCCCGAUUUCUAGAGCAUCUCGAAGGAGUCGCUCUUGGAGAAAAUCGACGAAUAUAGCUGGUCAACACCAAUCCACCAGUGCCGGUAAUUUGACGGGAGGAGCCCCAGAAAUUGGGGAAGAGGUUGGAUCAACUACACCAGGACCAAGUGUAACGAGUACUGCGUAG
Messenger RNA from Penicillium daleae, 1449 nucleotides. RefSeq lists its product as uncharacterized. The record is from RefSeq and is a predicted model, not a curated record. NCBI's taxonomy places the organism in Eukaryota, Fungi, Ascomycota, Eurotiomycetes, Eurotiales, Aspergillaceae. The transcript is spliced from 3 exons. Bases 1 to 1449 code for a protein of 482 amino acids.